This is a messenger RNA of Lachnellula hyalina, 444 nucleotides long. RefSeq lists its product as uncharacterized. The record is from RefSeq and is a predicted model, not a curated record. The transcript has a single exon. The coding region runs from base 1 to 444 and encodes 147 amino acids. NCBI's taxonomy places the organism in Eukaryota, Fungi, Ascomycota, Leotiomycetes, Helotiales, Lachnaceae.
AUGUCGGCCUCCAAAGACCAAUCCUCCCUAAACUCGGGUCGAGGAGCAGGAACAACAUUCGGCGCCAAUGACACCAACCCGGAAUCCACUGCUACCCCAGCGAUGUCUGUAGGCAUGGCCACUGCAGCAGGCCAUGGCGACCACCCCAAAGACAAUGCAGACGACAGCAAUGCCACGUUACCAGGAAGCAAAAUCGGACCACAGAAUGAGGAUCUUGAAGGGGACCAGAUGCGCGCUGCUGGAGAGGGAGAAGUUAUGGAUGCGCAGUUCAACAAGAAGAAUGCUGGCUGGGGUGAACAGAACAGCUUAACAAGUGAUCUGGACAGACAAAAGGCGGAGCAAAAGGGGGCAAGGGAGGAUAUCAAGGCUGCAAGGAAAGGGGGCGAGAGUGUUGAUGGGGGAGCGGGGAAUAGGGUUGAGAGCGAGGGCAUCGGUUCAGUAUGA